This is a messenger RNA of Ochotona curzoniae (black-lipped pika), 2248 nucleotides long. It is a transcript of the gene MLLT1, whose product is annotated as MLLT1 super elongation complex subunit. Gene Ontology annotation, biological process: regulation of DNA-templated transcription. Gene Ontology annotation, cellular component: super elongation complex. The transcript has 11 exons. Lineage: Eukaryota; Metazoa; Chordata; Mammalia; Lagomorpha; Ochotonidae. Bases 67 to 1782 code for a protein of 571 amino acids. The record is from RefSeq and is a predicted model, not a curated record.
CUGUGCCCCGGCUGGCUGCAGCAACACUCGGCUUGGCGCCAGUGCCCUUAGAGUACCCCGGCUUGGAUGGGCGACCCACAUGGGAAAUCGGGGUGGUUGGCCAUGAUACUGACCCCGUUGCUGUCCCCUUUGUCCCUCCAGUGCACUGUCCAGGUCAAGUUGGAGCUGGGACACCGUGCCCAGCUGCGCAAGAAGCCCACUACAGAGGGGUUCACCCACGACUGGAUGGUGUUUGUGCGCGGCCCCGAGCAGUGCGAAAUCCAGCACUUUGUGGAGAAGGUGAUCUUCCGGCUGCACGACAGCUUCCCGAAGCCCAAGCGUGUGUGCAAGGAGCCCCCGUACAAGGUGGAGGAGUCGGGCUAUGCCGGCUUCAUCAUGCCCAUCGAGGUGCACUUCAGGAACAAGGAGGAGCCCCGGAAGGUCUGCUUCACCUACGACCUGUUCCUGAACCCGGAGGGCAACCCGCCCGUGAACCACCUGCGCUGUGAGAAACUCACCUUCAACAACCCCACCACCGAGUUCCGCUACAAGCUGCUCAUGGCCGGAGGGGUGAUGGUAAUUCCCGAAGGAGCAGAGUCGGUGUCCAGGCCCAGCCCCGACUACCCCAUGUUACCCACAAUUCCACUCUCUGCCUUCUCUGACCCCAAGAAGACCAAACCGUCCCACGGCUGCAAGGACGCCAACAAGGAGAGCAGCAGCAAGCCCCCCAAGCCGCACAAGGUGACCAAGGAGCACCGAGAGCGAACGCGCAAGGACUCGGAGAGCAAGGGCUCCUCCAAGGAGCUGGAGCGCGAGCAGGCCAAGGGCGCCAAGGACGCGGCGCGCAAGCUGGCCGAGGGCCGGCUGCCCAAGGAGGAGAAGGCACCGCCGCCCAAGGCCGCCUUCAAGGAGCCCAAGCUGGAGAGCCUGUCUCCCAAGGGGGGCGCCCCGCCGCCGGCACCGCCCAAGGCCUCCAGCAAGCGGCCGGCCGCCGCGGACUCGCCCAAGCCCAGCGCCAAGAAGCCCAAGAAGAACAGCUCCAAGGGGGCCCGCAGCGCCCCGGGCACCUCGCCCCGCACCUCAUCUUCCUCCUUCCCGGACAAGAAGCCGGCCAAGGACAGAAGCAGCAGCAAGGGGGACCGAGGCAAGACCGAGGGCGAGUCCAGGGAGUCCCGGAAGGCGCUGGAGGUGGGCGAGUCUAACUCCGAGGACGAGGCUUCCUACAAGUCCGAGUCCGCUGCGUCCAGCCCAUCCAACUCCAGCUCCAGCUCCGACUCCAGCUCCGACUCGGAUUUCGAGCCGUCUCAGAACCACAGCCAAGGCCCCCUGCGCUCCAUGGUGGAGGACUUGCAGUCCGAGGAGUCGGACGAAGACGACUCGUCAUCAGGAGAGGAGGCCACCGUCAAGACCAACCCUGGGCGGGACUCCAGGUUGAGCUUCAGCGAUAGCGAGAGCGACAACAGCGCUGACUCCUGCCUGCCUGGCCGCGAGCCCCCGCCCCCCCAGAAGCCCCCGCCCGCAAACAGCAAGGCACCAGGCCGACGGAGCCCAGAGCCCUGUAGCAAGCCGGAAAAGAUUCUCAAGAAAGGCGGCUACGACAAGGCCUACACUGACGAGCUGGUCGAGCUGCACAGACGGCUGAUGGCGCUGCGGGAACGCAACGUGCUACAGCAGAUCGUGAACCUGAUCGAGGAGACGGGCCACUUCAACGUCACCAACACCACCUUCGACUUCGACCUCUUCUCCCUGGAUGAGAGCACGGUGCGCAAGCUGCAGAGCUACCUGGAGGCCGUGGCCACAUGACCCGGGCCGGUCCCUGCUGCGGGGACCGCCUGCCCGCAGCACCGCCUUACCGCCCGCCCAGUCCUCGGCCCUCCAAGCCGGCUGCACUUUCCUUGGCGGCUUCCUCCCGCCCUCCCCACUCCGUGUGGGGAGCCCCCGGGGCCGAGGGCUCCCCUGCCCUCCUCUGGGCAGGUGGUCCGGCUGAAAGGUCCUGACCAGGCUAGGCAUCAACUCCCCUGAGAGGACGAGGUGUGCGUCCUGCCGGGGGCUUCCUUGCCCAGCCCCAGCACAGCAGCCCUGCCUGCCCCCCCGGCCUCACUGCAGGCUGUGGGGCCAGGUCUUGCUCCCCAAACGGUUCUGAACACACCCUGCACCCACCUGGGAGCCAGCGGCUCUGGGUGUCUGUGCGGCCGCCCGGCCGGGCCGUGCUGUACAGUUUUGUCUAUAUUAUAUUUGUGUGUGUGCGCUGUUAAGCCCACAAGCGGUU